Messenger RNA from Salvia splendens (bonfire salvia), 635 nucleotides. RefSeq names its product protein SENESCENCE-ASSOCIATED GENE 21, mitochondrial. Gene Ontology annotation, cellular component: mitochondrion. Bases 146 to 433 code for a protein of 95 amino acids. NCBI's taxonomy places the organism in Eukaryota, Viridiplantae, Streptophyta, Magnoliopsida, Lamiales, Lamiaceae. The record is from RefSeq and is a predicted model, not a curated record. Gene Ontology annotation, biological process: response to stress. The transcript is spliced from 2 exons.
CUUCAUCUAUAAAUCUCUUCCUCGCUGCAGCAUCAACCCCAACACAACACACCAGACCUUCCCAAUCCCUCCCAUAAAUAUUUCCAUAUUUCUCACAACAAACUUUUUUAAAAAAAAAUCAGCUCUCUUUCCAAAUCUUGAAAAAAUGGCACGUUCCUUCUCCAACGUCAAAACCGUCUCUUCCUUCGUCGGGAACCAAAUCUCCGCCUCUCUUGCCAGGAGGGGAUACUCUGCGGCGUCGCAGGGGGUGGGCAGCAGCGGCGGUGGCCGGGCUCCGAAUGUGAUGCUGAAGAAGGGAUCGGAGAAGGGCGGGGAGAGUGCAUGGGUGCCCGACCCGGUUACCGGAUACUACAGACCCGAAUCUAAUGCGAAGGAGCUUGACCCGGCGGAGUUGAGAAAGAUGCUCAUCAGGAGCAAGAACAAUGCUAAAUGAACCCAUGGAGACGGCGCGGUCUCGUUCGGCCCGGCCUGGCCCGAUAUGAACACGACGAGUAGAAUUUUGAUUGAAUUUUAGCAGAAAUUGCCUGCUCAUGUUGUUCGUCGUUCCUGCUAUUAUUAUUACUGUGUUCAAAUGGAUCUGUAUUUUCGUUGCUAUGUUAUUAUUAUUAAAAUAUAGUACUAGUAUUAAAAUUCAA